Messenger RNA from Trichoderma atroviride IMI 206040, 1557 nucleotides. RefSeq lists its product as uncharacterized. Gene Ontology annotation, biological process: ketone body catabolic process. Lineage: Eukaryota; Fungi; Ascomycota; Sordariomycetes; Hypocreales; Hypocreaceae. Gene Ontology annotation, molecular function: succinyl-CoA:3-oxo-acid CoA-transferase activity. The record is from RefSeq and is a predicted model, not a curated record.
AUGCCGUCUACAGCUUUGCGCCUGCGCACCCUCGGGGCCUUUGCGCGCCAUGCGACAAACCCCUCCGCCGUCUUAACCAGAUCCUUUUCUGCAACCGCCCGUCGAGCCGAGAUCAACAAAGUGCUUCCCUCCGCUGCCGAGGCAAUCAAGGACAUGAAGGCCAAUUCCACACUGCUGUGCGGUGGCUUUGGUCUUUGCGGCGUUCCCGACACUCUCAUCGAUGAGGUCCUCAAAAAGCCAGAAAUCACCGGUCUGACAGCCGUGUCAAACAACGCCGGCACCGAUGCCUCUGGCUUGGGCAAGCUUCUCAAGACGAAGCAGGUCAAGAAGAUGAUUGCCAGCUACAUUGGCGAGAACAAGACAUUCGAGACAAUGUACCUGACCGGCGAAGUCGAGCUGGAGUUGACUCCUCAGGGAACUCUCGCCGAGCGGUGCGCGGCCGGCGGCAAGGGUAUUCCUGCAUUCUACACUCCUGCGGCCUUUGGCACCGUUGUCCAGACGGGCGAUCUGCCGCUCAAGAACAAGCCUGACGGAUCACCCGACGUCUACUCCUAUCCCAAGGACGUCAAGGUUUUCAACGGAAAGCCCUAUCUGCUGGAAGAGAGCAUUGCUGGAGACUAUGCCUUUGUCAAGGCUUACAAGGCCGACAAGCUCGGAAACUGCCAGUUCCGCCUGGCUGCCAACAACUUCAACGGCGCCAUGGGCCGCAACGCCAAGAUCACCAUUGUUGAGGCCGAGCACAUUGUCGAGCCAGGCGAGAUUCCUCCCGAGGCGGUCCACCUCCCCGGCAUCUACGUCAAGCGCGUCAUCCAAAGCACCAGCCCCAAGAACAUCGAAAAGUUCACCUGGGCCAAGGACGAGGCCGACCCCGCGGCAAAGGCUGCUCUGGGAACAGGCGAGACCGCGGCCAAGAGGGAGCGAAUCGUGAAGCGUGCUGCCAAGGAGUUCAAGAACGGCAUGUAUGCCAACCUGGGUAUCGGCAUGCCCAUGCUUGCCCCUGGCUUUGUCGGCCCCGAAGUUGAGGUCCAGCUGCAGUCCGAGAACGGCAUCCUCGGCCUUGGCCCGUAUCCCAAGAAGGGCGAAGAAGACGCCGACCUGAUCAACGCUGGUAAGGAGACGGUCACUCUCAAGCCCGGUGCUGCCGUCUUCGGUAGUGAGGAGAGUUUCGGCAUGAUCCGCAGCGGCAGAAUCAACUUGACGAUCCUUGGUGCCAUGCAAGUCAGCGCAACUGGCGAUCUCGCCAACUGGAUGCUGCCAGGCAAGGUCAAGGGCUUUGGCGGUGCCAUGGAUCUCGUGAGCAACCCCAGCGCUACCAAGGUUGUCGUCACCAUGGAGCACACCGACAAGAAGGGCAACCCCAAGAUUGUGAAGCAGUGCGCGUUCCCACUGACUGGCCGGGCUUGCGUUUCAAGAAUCAUCACAGAGCUGGCCGUUUUCGACGUCGAUUUCGCCCACGGUCUGACCCUCAUUGAGAUUGCAGACGGAGUUACAGUAGAGGAGAUCAAGAGCAAGACAGAAGCUCCCUUCACCGUUGCAGACGACCUGAAGAAGUUUUAA